AUGGCGACGUCGGGAACAUAUGUGACGGAGGUUCCAUUAAACGGAACAGUGGACAAGUACUACAAGAGGUGGAAGAGCGAGAACCAUCUCUUCCCUGACGCCGUUGGCCACCACAUCCAAAGUGUCACCGUUCACGACGGGGAAUGGGACUCUCACGGGGGUAUCAAGAUAUGGAACUACACAUUAGGUAUUCCUUUACUUAUACCUGAUUCUCUCUUUAUAAAGGAGAUCUUCAAGGAGAAGAGGGAGAUAGACGAUGAAAAUAAAAGGGUGACGGUUAGAGGACUUGAAGGUCACGUGAUGGAGCAGCUCAAGGUUUAUGACCUCAUAUUCCAAUUUAUUCCAAAGUCUGAAGAUGGCUGCGUCUGCAAAAUCACUAUGAUAUGGGAGAAGCGCAACGAUGACUUCCCCGAACCAAGCGACUACAUGAAACUCCUCAAGAGCUUGGUUGUUGAUAUGGAGGACCACGUCCUCAAAGCUUAAUCAGCAUCAUCAAUUCAUCAUCAUCCCAAUCAAAUAUCAUCAUUAAUUAUGAAUCUAUGAUCGUCAUCAUCCCUAUAUGUUAACGUUGUUUUCAGUUAUAUAUAAUAAGAUGGGAUCUUGUGAAAGUUAAUUUCUGUAAUCCUUAGACGAUAUGGAGAUGCCGC
This is a messenger RNA of Eruca vesicaria subsp. sativa (arugula), 647 nucleotides long. Lineage: Eukaryota; Viridiplantae; Streptophyta; Magnoliopsida; Brassicales; Brassicaceae. The record is from the annotation of a GenBank genome assembly.